GCAAUAAUCAAUUCACCGAUAAUUUAAGUUGGUUCAUUUUAGUUGGACUUGCUGUCACAGCCGUGAUGCAAGUAUAUUGUUUAAAUACAGCAUUAAAAUUACAUGAUUCCGUGUUGGUCGUGCCAAUGUUUUAUGGCUUUUAUACAGCAAUGGGACUUGUAAAUACGAUGAUAUAUUUGGACGAAAUAUCGACAUAUCCGCUUUGGGCACUUUUAUUGGUUACAUUUGGAAUAGGUAGUUUGGUGUAUGGAGUUUUAUUACUUA
Funneliformis mosseae is the source of this 264-nucleotide messenger RNA. Lineage: Eukaryota; Fungi; Glomeromycota; Glomeromycetes; Glomerales; Glomeraceae. The record is from the annotation of a GenBank genome assembly.